Pestalotiopsis fici W106-1 is the source of this 969-nucleotide messenger RNA. RefSeq lists its product as uncharacterized. Bases 1 to 969 code for a protein of 322 amino acids. NCBI's taxonomy places the organism in Eukaryota, Fungi, Ascomycota, Sordariomycetes, Amphisphaeriales, Sporocadaceae. The record is from RefSeq and is a predicted model, not a curated record. The transcript has 2 exons.
AUGCAAAAGGCAUACGGGAAAGCUGGUGGCGAUGAUGUAUACACUAGGUUAACAGGUCUAUGGGCUAUGUACGAGACCGUGGAUAUGCUUGCAAAGUCCAAAAACGAUUAUGAACAAUCAAGAAUGCCAGAAACACCAUAUAAUGCCAGCAAAGUCGCUCUGCUCAUUGAGGAUCGCGUUAUGCCGAGUCUUGCGCCCCUCUUACUACAUUUCAUCUAUGUCCUACCCCCAGAUUGGCGAUUCAUGUUUAUGGGUUCGAUUGACUCAGUUGCACAUAUCAAUAAGUCUGCCGCAAUUCGUGAACAUGUUACCAACGGCAAGCUCGACUUGAAAUAUAUCCCGUCAAAUAUGAGUACUGCCAGUCAAGAAAUGAUUAGUCGAUUCCUGACUAGUCUCUGGUUAUACGAAACUGUACUGCGGCCAGCCGAAUGGGUUUUGGUAUUCCAGACCGACAGUAUCAUUUGCGCCAAUAGUCGUCGAAGUAUCGACGACUAUCUUGAAUUUGACUGGAUCGGUGCACCAUGGAACGUCAGUCAUCAUUAUGGAGGCAAUGGUGGACUAUCUCUGCGUCGUGUCAGCAGUAUCAUUGAGGUUUUACGUACCCAAACUAGGGUGGACGGAUCUGAACCCGAAGAUGUGUGGUUUUCAAAAAGACUUGCUCAUCGACACGGCGCAAAAAUGGCCAACUUUACAACGUCGUUGAGUUUUGCUGGGGAGACUUACGCUGGUGUGACUGCGGAUCCAAGUUCAGUACAUGGCAACUUUCUUGACGGCGCUGAAGACUCACAUUCGGCUUUUUACGAGCCAAUGGGUUACCAUAUUGGAGGCAGCGGAACGACUUUUGGCAGCGAUAUCUGGGGUACGCCAGAGCUGAGGAAUCAUAUCUGGAAUUACUGUCCGGAGAUUAAAAUGAUACUGGCUAUGGAUGCUGCAAAGUUUAUACCAGAUGAUUGCUAUAUAGUCUGGUGA